AUGGCGCUUCACUACGCGGCCAAGCUUGACAACUCAGGCCCUGCGCCUUUCGGCGCCGUCGACUCCUCCUGCGUCGUGCGUAACGCCUCCCGCGCUGCAGAAGACCGCCGCGCCGGCGACCGCCGCUCCAACGUGGGCACGGAGAACUCGCUGCCUGCCUCGGGUCCCAGCGCAUCGUCAGCCGUCUGCGGCGCCACCGACGCGGAGGCGCCCGGCGACGCGGCGCGAGCCGGGGAUAGAAGACGGAAGCCUCGUGCGUCUCCUCAGGCCAAAGGAAGAAGAGGCGGCGAAGGCGGAGGAAGCGAUCGAGGAGAGGGCGCGGACGACGCUGGAGGCAGGAGUCGAGGGCGUCCGGUGAAUCUCGCGCCUUUUUCCUGCGCAGAAGGGAAGGGCGCGAGAGAGGCUGCGAGUGAGACGCACCUCUCAGAUAGCGCAGACCCCGAGGCGCGCCUGAAGCGGAUUAUCGAGGCAGACUCCGGAAGAGACUGCAACGCAGACUACCCCAUUCCCAAGUGGCUCAGCGACCAAGGCGUCACGAGCCCGUUUGUCUACUUCCGCUCCUUCAAGUCGUCGCUGGGCAUCAUCAACUAUGACAUCAGCGGCCCUCCCAGCCAGCCUCUCGUUGUCACGUUCCAUGGCCUGAAUGGAACGCAGCUGUCGUUCUUCGAUUUGCAAAGCGUCCUCGCACGCUUCGGAUACCGGACGCUGAUCUUCGACCUGUACGGCCACGGCCUCUCCGCGACGCCGCGCUACAGUUUUUUUCUCAAGCGCUACGGCCUCAAGUUUUUCGUGAAGCAAACCGACGAGCUCCUUGAGCAUCUGGGUCUGCAGAACGAGCGCAUCUCCGUCGUCGGCUUCUCAAUGGGCUGCGUAAUUGCGGCAGCGUACGCACUGCACCGAAUCGAUUUCGUGGAUCACAUCUGCCUCGUGGCGCCGGCGGGGAUGCUUCCGAAGAAACCUCUCCCCGUCAAAGUGCUGCAGCGCUGCGGGUGGUGUGUGUCGCCCUGCUGCUGCCUCGUCCCCACGUGCGUCUGCCGCUGCUGCUUCAGCAAGAAGAACUUCGUUCAGCGAUACGAGGAGGAGGAGCACGAGGAGCGCCGGCGGUCGGCGUGCCCGUCGCGUCAGUCGUCGGUUUCGGAGCCGAAGGCGGAGUUGAAGAAGAAGGGUUUUUCGUUGCGAUGGAAGCGCAGCUCCAAGCGAGAGUCAGACGUCUCCCCGCGCAACGGCAGCUCCGCUCACACGGAAGCCGAGCCCGACGAGCUGUCGGCCUCGCAGUGUCAGACCGCCGCCGCAGGGGCAGCCGCGUCCGCUAUCUCGUCGGCGGUGUCCUCCGCGGCCUCGGCGGUCGCUGCGGGCGCCGCUGCGGGCGCCGCGGGAGACGGGAAAAUGCCCCAGGGCGAGAAGGGCGCUUCCAGGCGAGGCGAGACCGCAGAGCGCAAGAAGGCUGACGGCGAGGAGGUCGACGCCGCCUCUUCUAACAGUCCCCCUGGAGCCGGCGAGUUACUUUGGCGCAGACUCAUGUGGCAGUUGUACGUGAAGAAGGGGGUCGUUGCGACUUUCGUCGGAUGUGUCACACAUAUCCCCCUCUGGGAUGCAAAAGCCAUCUACGCGAAGGUGGGGGAGACUGGCCGUCCGGUGCUGUUCCUCUGGGGCCAGGAGGACACAGUCGCGCCGAUUUCGUGUUCGCACGCAUUGCGGGCGUUGAUUCCGAAUUCGCAUUUGAUUGCGUUCCCGGGUUGUCCCCACUUGGUGCUGGCGGACCGGGCGCAGGCGAGCAUUGCUUGCAUCAUGGCCUUCCUCGACUUCCCCGCGACCUGCGACAUGCGCACCUGGCGCUACGCCCUGCCCUUUGACGCGGAAGGCACGUACCUGCCCCCGGCGGAGCGAGCGCCGCCAGGCACGUCGGCCUGCGCGUAUCUGCGCGACCUCCACUACACGCCGCGCUACACGAUUCGCCUCGGCGGCGACGCGCGUCACGGGAUGUGCCUCCGCCGCAGGCCGUCCAGUGCGCCCGCGGCAGACGCGCAGCCGCAGGCGCCGCCUUCGCGCGCCGCGACCGCAGAGCCCGAGCGCAUGCGCGAGCGAAUCUGCGGGCGCAGACUCGGCGGCGUCUCCACCGGUCCUGCGGCAGUCGGACGAGCCGACGAGGCUCCUGAGCACGAAAGGGAAGAGAGCGAAGACGACGACGACGACGGCGAGCACGCGGCGGCGCUGCCGGUGGAAAACGUCAACGGCAGUCUCUGGAGAGACGCGCACACCGAGGGCAGCGACGCGUCUGCCUCCGAGCAAGAAGACGCCGACAGGGCGGCUUCGGCGCCACAUGAGGAGACGCGCCCGCCGCGACCGCGGAAGAAAUCGGAGACAGUGCGCCUGCCGCGUGACGGAUUUCGCUCUCGCAGUUCCUCGAUGGCGGCGGCGGCCGCGGCGGCCUCGCCACUUCUCUCUUUUGACUCGAGUUCGGCUCAAGAGAUUCUUUUACGCGGACAAGACCACGCGAGCUUGCCGUCGCUGCCUGGGAUCAAGGCACACGAACGCGUCGAUCUCGAGUGA
Molecule: messenger RNA, 2550 nt
Organism: Besnoitia besnoiti
Lineage: Eukaryota; Apicomplexa; Conoidasida; Eucoccidiorida; Sarcocystidae
Exons: 7
Coding region: 1-2550 (849 amino acids)
Source: RefSeq, a predicted model, not a curated record